This is a messenger RNA of Salarias fasciatus (jewelled blenny), 1396 nucleotides long. It is a transcript of the gene gra, whose product is annotated as granulito. The record is from RefSeq and is a predicted model, not a curated record. The coding region runs from base 702 to 1097 and encodes 131 amino acids. The transcript is spliced from 7 exons. Lineage: Eukaryota; Metazoa; Chordata; Actinopteri; Blenniiformes; Blenniidae.
AUGGGAUUAAAUAAGUUCGCUUCUUCCCACUCCCUUUCAGGCACUUUAUUCGGGAUAUGUAAGCACAUGUAUUACCUGUCCAGUUACGGUCGUGUAAAUGAUACCUGCGUUGAAAUCAUGUUGUUGUUACAUCUUUGCCUGAAAUAAACUAUUAACUAACUAACUAACUAACUAGGAUACUGUAAAUAUAAGAUUCUGCAGUUCUGAUUUUUUAUUUUUGCCAAGCUAAAAUUAUGACGAAUAAAACAGGAUGAGUGUGUUUCAUGUAAUGUUUGGUUUAUUCUAAACAUGUAGACACACCUGUAUUUGUUUAGUGCUUAUUUUAAGUCCAUCUAUCCUUUAUCCUGUGCAGUGAUGAUCCUAUGAGCAGGAUACACCCUGAACAGGUCGCCAGUCCAUCUCAGACAACCCCACACACACUCACACUGAGGGGCGAUUUAGGGUCGUCAAGUUAACCUCACAUGCAUGUUUUUAGAUUGUGGGAGGAAACCCAUGCACACACUGGGAGAACAUGCAAACUCCACAAAGAAGGGCCCGGCCAGUAUGUGAUCUCAAGGCUUUUUCACUGUGUUUAGCACUUCUCCACCGUGCGGCCUUCUACAACAAAUAAUGUCUCUGGAAUCAAUCGAUGUUGACUCUUUUGUCUGUGUACUCAUGUGAAAUCUGAAGGCUUGCAAUAUUCGAACUUUGCUGAUGCUAGAAUGGAGGUGUCAAAGAGAAGAAUCUUCCAGAAACACCUGGAGCCGGCGAGACCUCUUCGUCGCUGCUUCCAUAUUGAAACUGAGCCCGAGCUGGAUGCAGAUGAAUGCACACAGGCUCAAGAGAUAAUAAUGUGCAAUGACCCACUGGAAACUGAAAAGGCUGCUGUUGAAAUAAAUCAGUUAUAUUUGAGCAUCAACCUGGACCAACAGAAAAAAGGUCAAAUAUCUUAUUCAAGGGACUUCUUAAUCAGUCUGGCAAGAUGCCCAGAGGCCAAGAGGAAGCCGCACUUCUUGGCGGACCACUCUAUACUGGCAUCUAUUAUCAGAGAUGCAGGAGAACUCGGCUUUCACGAUAUAUUAAAGAAUAUCGCAAGAGAACAAAUGUGGCGGAAAUGAUUCCUUCAGCUUGAAAUCAUUGCAUAGGUCUUAUUCUCCUACUUAACGGUUGUUUUUCUUUGGUUGCCUUUUCUCUUUUAUUUAUUUUAUUUGUGAUGUUGGAUUUUGCAUGUCUUUUUAAGUGAGAGUGAUUUUUGAUUUUCAAAGCCUGUUUGAUUUCACUAAAAUGAAGGGGAAAAAAACCCAAUAACCCCACGCCACUGCAUGUAAUUCUACCUCGGGUCAAUUUGUUUACAUGUGACUGGAAAGAAAGCAACAUUUUGGAGCUGAAAGUGAAUUUUGCUGAGGAUCUGAUUAAA